Messenger RNA from Cryptococcus deneoformans JEC21, 6185 nucleotides. RefSeq lists its product as hypothetical. The record is from RefSeq and is a predicted model, not a curated record. The coding region runs from base 178 to 6024 and encodes 1948 amino acids. Gene Ontology annotation, cellular component: nuclear speck. Lineage: Eukaryota; Fungi; Basidiomycota; Tremellomycetes; Tremellales; Cryptococcaceae. Gene Ontology annotation, biological process: protein polyubiquitination; proteasome-mediated ubiquitin-dependent protein catabolic process. The transcript is spliced from 10 exons. Gene Ontology annotation, molecular function: ubiquitin protein ligase activity.
CCUCCUCGUCCACACCCUCCCUUUCGACAUUCCCCUCCGCAGCGCUCAUGGACUGUCGCCACUUCAUGAGUGUCAAACAUCGUUCAUAGACUUCUCACCAUAUACCCACCACAGCUCUUCAGCAGGCCCACAAACUAGGGUCCUUCCGUACACAGUACACCUUCCCUUUUCCGCUCAAUGGACGGCGCACAAGACUCCCGCUCACAGCCUCCACAACCCCACUCUGAACAAUCCAGCAACCCGAUCCAUCCCAACUCGAAUAUUCGCAGGUCUUCUCGGCUCUCCAUCAGUACUACGGCCGCCGAACUACCUUCAACUGCCAGUUCCAGAGGAAAGAAAAGAGUAACAAUAGACGAAGCCUCCCUGCACUCAACUGAUAGGAAACAGCCACCACAACCUUCCAGUUCAUCGAUACCUGGCCCCGAAACCGAUCGCAAAGGCAAAAGGCGCGUUACUCAGCUGUCAUCCUCCGCGGAGACACCUCCAACGAAAAAGCCAAAGCGUUUUUCUGCAUCAUCUGCUGGGUCGACGUCGACUGCCACGAAAAGAUACGAGUUACGAACCAAGCCUGAAGAUCAAGUUUCCACUAGUGUAAAAGAGGAAGAGAAGAAUAAAAAUUUUAAGAACAUGCCAUCCAAAUCAAACCCCAGGAAGGGAAGCGGUUUCGGAAAUUCAAGUGAACGAGGAAAGAAAGGCGAGACAUCUGCGCGGCAUCUUGUCAGUGAUGAGUACGACGACGAAGACGAUUCUCUUUGGAUUGACGAGCCGGAGGGCGAUGUGACGGUAGCAGAGGAAAGUGAUAUGGCCGACGAUUACGAUCAUGAAGAAGAUGAUGAGGACGAUGAGGAUGGAGAUGGGGAUGAAAAUGGAGACAAUGAUGGUCCUGGCGGGGGCUUUGGCAAUUCCGCCUAUGAUCGCCUUGCUCGUUUAGCGUCAGAAAGCGGAGUUAAUCUUGACGAUGCCACUGCGGCUUUGUUUGGGUCUGGUUUCCGUGCGUUCGGUGGCGUAUCUUCCGGCCUGUCAAAUCGCUUGCGGAGGCUGAAGAAAAAACUUCAUUCCAAACGAAUCGCCACUCGACUUGCAGCGCUGCGAGAAUGCAGCGAGCUGCUUCUAGUGAGCAACGAGGACACUCUCGGCGGUACCUUCUCUCCCACAUCUUUCGCCACCGAAUUUGUUGCCAUCUUGGACGGCAGACCCAAUAUUGAAGAGGGCGAAAGUGAUGAGGAGGAGUCAGUGUAUGAUGAUAUGGACGAAGACGCUCAGCUAGCUGCGGCAUUAGCUCUUAGCUCCGGUGACGCUCCUGGAACUGAUGGUGAAGAAGAUGAGAUGGAAUGUCAACUUGUGGCUUGCCGAUGUCUGGCGCACUUGAUGGAAGCCUUGCCUGGUUGCGGGCAUGCCUUGGUCCAGAUAGGAGCGGUGCCAAUUCUUUGCUCCAAACUUACUGAAAUAUCAUACAUUGAACUGGCAGAGCAAACUCUUAGCACUUUGGAAAAAAUCUCUGCAGAGUAUCCCUCCGCAGUCGUCCGCGAGGGCGGCCUGGGUGCCCUGCUUAAUUUCCUUCCCUUUUUCUCCACCAAUGUACAGCGCACAGCUGUAACCGCAGCUGCCAAUUGCUGUCGAAACAUUUCCAGCGAACACUUUUCUAAAAUCAAAGAAGUUUUCCCCAUCUUGCGCGAUACUCUUUCUUCUGGCGAUCCUCGUCUUGUCGAGCAGGCCACACUUGCUAUCGUUCGAACCACGGAAUCCUACAGACACAAUGCCGAUCAUCUGGAAGGUCUUCUCGAUGUUCCCACCGUGUCAGCGAUCAAUGCUCUUCUGUUGCCUUCUGGCGGUUCUCCGCUUAUAACUCCUUCCACCUACACCCACCUCUUAAAAGCUCUUACUACUUCUGCUCGUGGUUCUGCCAAAGUGUCAAUUGCUUUGCUGGAAGCCGGAAUGGUCAACUCGAUCUAUCAAAUUCUCACUGGUGUUCUUCCUUCUUCUAGCGAAGAAGGUGAGCACGGCGAUUCUUCAAAUGCCCAAGGUCUGGCUGGAAGUAUUACCGAUAUGGCAGUGCUCCAAAACCUUUCUCACCGACCGAAAGAACAAGUAGAGGAAGCGUUAGCGCUCAUUUGCGAGCUUUUGCCCCCUGUACCCAAGGACGGAGUCUUUGAUGCCAAGGCCUAUAGCGAAAAGAAUCUGCAAAGGGUCAAAAAGGGCCGCAAAUCGGAUAGUCCGUCGGAUAGGCCGAGAAGGAGCAGUCGAGUGGCGGAAGCGUCCUCUAGCACUAACACUGCUGGACCCAGUACUCCAGUUGCCCUCAAUAAAGACUCAUCCGAUCGUAGCCCGAGCGAUCUAAUCUCUGCACUGCAAGCCAAUCGCGAGGCUGCUGCUCAAAGAGCUCGCAAAGACGCUGAAACCCAGAUGCAAUUGCGCUGCGACCUCUGCCAGAGUAACACCGAGCUCAUUGGGCAAUUUAUCAAGACAGUCUUACCAGUGCUGGUUGAUGUCUAUGCGGCUUCCGUGGUAUUAAGAGUACGAACAAAGGUACUUGUCGGUUUGGUGAAGGCAGUGUCGUUUGCCCCAGAGGAGCAACUGAACGUAACACUCAAGUAUGUUCCAAUGGCCAGUUUCCUCUGUGCUAUCAUCUCUUCCAAGGACAAUGAUGCUUUUGUCCUUCACGCUUUGCAAAUUGUUGAGCUACUUGUGACCAAGCUCCCUGAUAUAUAUCAGGUGUCGUUCUUGCGAGAAGGUGUGGUGUAUGAAAUUGAAGCCCUAGCCAAUUCAGAAACGAAAAAAGAAAAGGCUGCAAAGGAGGCUACCAAGAACAAGGCUGGCGAGGUCGAUAAUGCGGAUUCCAGGCCUGCUACGCCGUCCAAUCCUCCUGGCGCUUCUGAAAUCCCCGGCGAUCUCAGAUCACUUCUGACUCUUUCCGGUGUCAGCAAUCAAAUCCUUUUCGGUCAAACCUCUGGUCAAUCGACUCCCAGGAAGUCCAGCUCCCACCUAGACCCCCAUGAUGCCAAUAUCAUUCGUGCUCGUAUGCUUAUGGCCAAGAAGAUCUUUGACACCGGUGGCGACAACCAGAAAGCGGCCUCCAAGGUACUGGCAAAUAUCAGUGACUUGGUGAAGAGGCUUUGUGAGCCAGGAGCAUCUGAAGCAGAUUUGAGAGAGGCCCUGAGAGAAACAGCAUCACAGUUUUCAAGUGUCGAACAAAGUCUGUCCAGCUUCGAGCUUCUUCAGAGUGGUUUAGUGGACGGUCUCCUUGAUUUUGUGAAAAUCCAGGGUCAAGUAUCCCCCGCCGACAGGCAGGCAAUGCUCUUUGAUAUAUUCUCUGAUAAGUCCUUUUCCAACCCGAAUCCUUUGACGAUUCUUGUGAAGCGUCUCCACGAAAGUCUCGGUCGAUUGGAGAGUUUUGAUGUGGAGACUGCUUUUGGAGGGGGUUCCGAUCCUUCCCGCCCCUCAACCUCAAGUGUACAUCGCACGAUGCGGAUUCGACUCGUGGCAGAUGAGGGCGAAGAUAUUCCUAAAAACGUCAGUCAGUUAGUCAUUACCAUCCAGGCUAUUGCUUCUAUUAAAAGCGUCCAUGACUAUUUGAGGCCGCGCAUUGCGGAUGGGAAUUUUGGCUCCGGAUUUUCGCAAAUGUUUGCGGCAUACGCGGCAGGCAGGUCAGGUGGUGCCCCUGGGUCAAGCACAUCGAGACUUCUCAACGCUCUUGCCGGCAACCCUGGCAGUGGUGCCUCACCCGGUUCUCAUGCUGCUGCUCCGUCUGUCCCAGCACGAGCGAGCAGCAAUGCUGAAUCGGGCCCAUCUGGUGGCAGAUCGCCACAACGACGCCGCAGUGCCCGGCUUAAUCCCCCUGGUGAUGCUGAGUCUGCCGCCGAUGAAGCACCAACGGCUGCAGCGAGGGUGACGUCUCCGUCCUCGUCUACCCUUCUUUCGCCUACUACAUUGACCACUUCUGAGCGGAGGCCCAUCCUGCCAGCUAUGUCCAUGGGAAUGGAUUUUGAUGAUGAAGAGGACUACUCGGAGGAUGAGUACGACGCCCCUGUGAUCGAUCAAGUCAUGGAGGAAGAUCUUGCUGCUACAGGACCCAGCGAAAGUGUUGUUAAUAUGGACGUUACUGCCGACGGGUCUCGUGUUGAGGCCAAGACACCUCAAGGCACUCGCAUCGCCACUCCGCAACAGAAUAUUCCAGUCACUGGGCCAUCCACUGCUACCUUCAGCCGCAUUGCUCCAUCGCGAUCUAGUUCUUACGCUGGAGCUUUGAAAACGGAGCCUACUGAUUGGCACCUCGAAUUUUUCCUUAAUGGUGAAAAGCUUGAUAUCCAUGACACCAUCUACGGAGCAAUCUACAAGCAUAAACAUGCUACUGGUCUCAGCGGCGUGAAUGACUUUGUAACAACCCCAGUCAUCAAAUUUAGGAAAGUUGAAGGUCCACUUCCAACAAAGGAAACUGUUGCUGAGCGUUCAUCGACAACUGCCUCGAGUCCCCUUCCAUCUACAUUCGAGCCAUCCGUAUCUUCGACUUCGAAGAUUUUACAUCUUUUACGGGUCGUACACGAUUUGUCCAUUGAUGGACGCGAUAACUUAGGUGACGUGAAAGGCUCCUUGGACGAGAAUCUGUUUGUGAACAACAAAUUAACUGCAAAGUUGACGAGACAACUCGAAGAGAUUCUCAUCAUCGCCAGCAACUGUCUUCCUACAUGGGCUAUCGAUUUGCCGAAGCACUUCUCCUUCCUGUUCCCUUUUGACACGCGCUAUAACUUCUUACAGCUUACCUCAUUUGGCUUCCCUCGUCUUCUUCUCAAAGUUCAACAGUCGAGCCGAUCGCGGGACGACAUGCCAAAUAUCGCCAAUCUUCUUCGUCGUAAGGUGCGAAUUUCAAGAACACAGCUCUUAGAAUCUUGUGCCAAGGUUAUGGAGAUGUACGCCACGUUUCCUGGAACCCUUGAAGUGGAGUACUUUGAUGAGAUAGGGACUGGUCUUGGUCCUACCUUAGAGUUUUAUGCUCUUGCUUCCAAAGAAUUCGCCAGGAGGAAUCUUCACGUGUGGAGAGAUGAAGAUCCUAGCAUUGCGGGCAACUAUGUUCACCAUCCUCACGGCCUUUUCCCCUCUCCUCUUCCUCGUGCUUCUGCUGAACUCGUGGCAUCUCGUCUCAAGUGGUUCAAGACGCUCGGUCAAUUUAUCGGUCGCUCCAUGCUUGAUAGCAGGAUAAUCGACAUCAGUUUUAACAAGGUUUUCUUGAAGCUGUUGCUAGACAAACCGAUCAAGAAGAAUCUGUCGACCCUAAGGGCGGUUGAUCCCUCGCUUGCCCGAUCGUUAGAGAGGCUGCAAGGGUAUUACUGUGUCAGGAAGGAGAUUGAAGCGCUUCCUAUUCCUGCUUCUUCCCGACGGACAAAACUGGCUGCGUUGACCGUUGGCGACGCGAAACUUGCAGACCUUGCGCUCGAUUUCACUCUUCCUGGUUAUGAUAUCGAGCUCAAGCCCGGUGGUGCGCAUAUUGAGGUGGACGACAGCAAUCUAGGUGAAUAUCUGGAAAAGGUACUGGAUUGGACUUUAGGGUCCGGUGUGGCCGAACAAGUGAAAGCAUUCCAAGAUGGCUUCUCAUCUAUCUUCCCCAUAAAGAGCAUCAAGAUAUUUUCACUUGAUGAGCUUUAUCUGUUAUUUGGCAACGCCGAUGAAGAUUGGUCCCGCGAGACACUCGAGGUGGCCAUCAAAGCUGACCAUGGGUACAACCAAGAUAGUCGGGCUGUGCAGAAUUUGAUCGAGGUCAUGUCCUCGUAUAAUAAAGAGCAACGACGGCAAUUUCUCCAAUUCAUGACUGGUGCACCCAAAUUACCCAUCGGCGGUUUUAGAGGUCUCACUCCGCCGUUCACUGUGGUUCGAAAACCUCACGAGCCUCCCUACAAGGCCGAUGAUUAUCUUCCUAGCGUAAUGACCUGUGCUCUGUACCUGAAAAUGCCGGAUUACUCUAGCAAAGAGGUCCUGGCUGCUCAAUUUGAACGAGCAAUGAGGGAUGGCAGGGGAUCUUUCCUACUAUCAUAGAAAACUCACAGCAAAUUUCAUAUUCAUAUCAUUUCACUGCCAUAGCAUUACAGCAAUUCAUCACUUGUUGCGCUCUCGACGAUCGAUCAUUGGGGCGUGGCCUUCUUUCCAUUUUCUAUUUUCCGCCUGCAAAACUUCUCCUUCUGUAUCGUAGAAUCUCC